CACCCUCUUUACUUUUUCAUUUAACACAAUUUUCCAAACUUGGCUUUGCCGCCUUCGGUUAUCGCCGUUGGCUUUCAUCGGAGGGAACCCACGGAAAAUCCUUGUUCUCCACUCCAUGUGAUUCAAUAUCACAUAACACGCCACCGUUUUUGGUUCCUCCGGUGAUAGCCAACGCCUUUCGUCCGGCCCGGCCCCAUCUUCACCGCCUUGUCUGAGAUUCCGUGCUUCUACGAUCUUCUGUCCUCCAUUUCUUUUAUAUAUAUAAAUAUAUAUGUAUAUAAAUAUUUAAAACCCUGGUUUUGGAGCUUCAACUUCAAUGGUGGAAGAUAAGUCAGACUCGGUUGUUUACCUCCAUGGCGACCUUGAUUUGAAAAUCAUCGAGGCGCGGUGCUUGCCGAAUAUGGAUUUGGUCUCGGAGCGUCUUCGCCGCUUCUUCGCAGCCUUUAAGACCUGCCAUUCUCCGUUUUCAAGCCACCACAAGCAUAAGGUUCACCGGAAUAUAAUCACCAGCGAUCCCUACGUCACCGUCUGCCUCGCCGGAGCAAGAGUGGCUCGCACUCGCGUCAUCUCCAACUCCCAGAACCCCAAAUGGAACGAGCGCUUCAAGAUUCCUCUGGCCCACCCGGUCUCCCACGUCGAGUUCUACGUUAAAGACAACGACAUGUUUGGAGCCGAUUUGAUCGGAGUUGCAUCGGUCUCUGCUCAGAAAAUCUUAACGGGCGAAGCGAUUAGCGAUUGGUUCCCGGUGAUCGGCUCAUUCGGGAAACCGCCGAAGCCCGACUCCGCCAUUAAAAUCGAGAUGAGAUUUACGAAAUGUGACGACAACCCCAUGUAUCGCUACGGCAUAUCGUCCGAUCCAGACAAUUACGGAAUCCGAAAUUGCUACUUUCCAGUCCGGCAAGGAGGGUCGGUGACGCUGUAUCAGGAUGCCCAUGUUCCGGAUUCGAUGUUUGAUCCAAUUGAAUUGGAUGAUGGGGUUUUGUUUCAGCAGAAGAAGUGUUGGGAGGACAUUUGUCACGCCAUUUUAGAAGCUCAUCACAUGGUUUACAUUGCUGGUUGGUCAAUCUAUCACAAGGUGAAGCUGGUUCGAGAGCCGACAAAGCCAUUGCCCAGUGGUGGGAAUUUGAAUUUGGGGGAGUUGCUCAAGUAUAAGUCUCAAGAAGGAGUACGAGUUCUUCUUCUUGUUUGGGAUGAUAAGACUUCACAUAGUAGAUUUUUUCUCAAUACGACUGGAGUUAUGCAAACUCAUGAUGAAGAAACCCGCAAGUUUUUCAAGCACUCGUCUGUUACAUGUGUGCUGUCGCCUAGAUAUGCCAGCAGUAAGCUUAGCAUUUUCAAGCAACAGGUCGUUGGAACCCUCUUUACACAUCAUCAGAAAUGUGUAAUUGUGGAUUCACAAGCACCAGGGAAUUACCGGAAGGUAACUGCCUUUAUAGGAGGUCUAGACCUUUGUGAUGGCCGCUAUGACACACCUGAGCAUCGACUAUUUCGUGAUCUUGACACUCAUGUAUUUCAGGAUGAUUAUCACAAUCCAACUUUUUCUGCUGGAACUAAGGGUCCAAGGCAACCAUGGCAUGAUUUACAUUGCAAAAUCGAAGGUCCUGCAGCAUAUGAUGUUCUUAAAAAUUUCGAGCAGCGUUGGAGAAAAGCUUCAAAAUGGUCAAAAUUGGGGCAACAUUUUAAGAGGGUUUCUUAUUGGCAUGAUGAUGCUUUGAUAAAGUUGGAUCGCAUAUCUUGGAUUCUUAGUCCUUCUCCUGGAAUUCCCAAUGAUGAUCCUGCAUUAUGGGUUUCCAAGGAAGAUGAUCCCGAAAACUGGCAUGUUCAGGUUUUCAGAUCUAUAGAUUCUGGAUCUUUGAAAGGAUUUCCUAAAGAUAUUUAUGUAGCAGAGGCUCAGAAUCUUGUUUGUGCAAAAAACUUGGUUAUAGACAAGAGCAUUCAAACAGCAUACAUCCAAGCAAUCAGAGCUGCACAACAUUUCAUAUAUAUUGAGAAUCAGUAUUUUAUUGGGUCAUCGUAUGCAUGGCCGGCUUACAAAGAUGCAGGUGCUGAUAAUUUAAUCCCAGUGGAAUUGGCAUUAAAGAUUGCCAGUAAGAUAAGAGCCAAACAGAGAUUUUCUGUGUAUAUUGUGAUGCCUAUGUGGCCUGAAGGUCCACCAUCUUCUGUUGCAAUGCAAGAAAUACUUUUUUGGCAGGGACAAACAAUGCAAAUGAUGUAUGAAGUUAUAGCAGAAGAAUUGAAAUUCACGCACGUUGAGAAUGCUCAUCCACAGGACUAUCUAAAUUUUUACUGUCUUGGUAAACGGGAGGAAUUAUCUAAAGAAGAGUCACCCAAUCAUACUUCAAAGAGUGGAGACACAGUUUCAGCCUCACAAAAGUUUCAACGGUUUAUGAUCUAUGUCCAUGCCAAAGGUAUGAUAGUAGACGAUGAGUAUGUGAUAAUAGGUUCGGCCAAUAUCAACCAAAGGUCUAUGGCUGGUUCAAGAGACACUGAGAUAGCCAUGGGUGCAUAUCAACCUUAUCAUACAUGGGGUAACAGAAAACGACAUCCACAUGGCCAGGUGUACGGAUACCGAAUGUCACUAUGGGCAGAGCACUUGGGGCUGGUAGAAGAUGAAUUCAAAGAGCCUGAAAGUUUGGAUUGCGUGAAGCGUGUGAACCAAAUAGCUGAAGCUAAUUGGACAAGUUUCGUAGCAGAGGAGUUUACACCAUUGCAGGGUCACCUGAUUAAAUACCCAGUAGAAGUAGAUUCUAGUGGGAAGGUUGGUCCCUUGCCUGGACGAGAGACUUUCCCUGAUGUGGGUGGUAAGGUGCUUGGAUGCCGUUCCAACUUUCCUGAUGCUCUAACUACAUGAGCUAGCUAGCUCUUCUCAGUUUUGGUCUUUUGGUGAUUUCAUCAGAAUUCACUUCAUCCCCCGAAGGAGUAAUCAAUAUAUAUAUUAGUGACUAAUUUAUAUAUAACCUUAACCUUCUUGUAAUUUGUUACCAUUCAUACAUAGCGGUCAGUUCAAUUGGCUUCACAUUAAUUGUCCGUAGGUGGAAAUUAGGUUCAUUACUCUUUUGAGUUGUAAACUUUUAAUUUCACUGAAAAAAAAAUUGUUCAAUUGUAUUGUUUACUGUCAAAAUUUAUACACAAACGUUCAUUCAUAUAUUUUCA
Molecule: messenger RNA, 3153 nt
Organism: Humulus lupulus (European hop)
Lineage: Eukaryota; Viridiplantae; Streptophyta; Magnoliopsida; Rosales; Cannabaceae
Product: phospholipase D delta-like
Exons: 10
Coding region: 317-2851 (844 amino acids)
Biological process (GO): phosphatidylcholine metabolic process; phospholipid catabolic process
Cellular component (GO): plasma membrane
Molecular function (GO): D-type glycerophospholipase activity; calcium ion binding
Source: RefSeq, a predicted model, not a curated record